GUCCUUUCUUUGUAUUACUUGGAGUCCCCCCAAAUCAAAAUCGUCAACUUUACCAAGUUGCUUCCAUAAUGAAACAUGUCGCCAUGCUAGUUAGCCGAUUAGGUCGUUCUCAAAUGAAUCGAUAAUCUUCCCACAUAACGGCCCCUCAUACAAGUAUAUUACAGACUAGAACUCCCAUCCCACUGUCUGCCCCAAUCGAUCAAUAACCUUGAAUGCAACAAUGACCUUGUAUUGCAUUCAAGGUUCAGCUCCAUUCACCACUGGCACUCCACGACCCCUACGUUUCCCAGGUGCACCGCGCCCAGACGGAUUCAAACCUUGGGAUCCAGUGCCGCCCCGGCCAAUCGGAUUGAAACGACGGUUACCCCGACGAGCAUGGUUCAAGGCCUCAUUUUGAGCUGGGCCUUCUGGGUUCGACAAGAUGUUC
Molecule: messenger RNA, 427 nt
Organism: Cantharellus anzutake
Lineage: Eukaryota; Fungi; Basidiomycota; Agaricomycetes; Cantharellales; Hydnaceae
Exons: 1
Coding region: 221-397 (58 amino acids)
Source: RefSeq, a predicted model, not a curated record